AGGGGUUAAGGAUGGAUGAAUAGAUGAGGUCUGAAAUUCAAACGUCUUUCAUUAUUUAGUGAUAUCAGUCCACAAACAGUCGCCAGAAAGCCACGCGUUUAUGAAGUGCAGACCAAAAUAUCAGGCGAAAUAUCUGGAUACUCUGAACAAAAUGUUGGCAGUUGAAAAGUAUGUGAAUUAUUGCUUCCUCAAUUGCUUGCCUGUGAACGCAGUACUGUAAGCCUGCGAACUCCUCCCACAUGCGUAUUGUUAACUAUAAAUGUGAAAAAUGCGUUGUGUUGAAGCGUUAAUAGGCGUAGUGCUGCAUUUGUUCGGGGUUGGAAAACAGGAAGAAAGCGGUAGUACUGGAUUACACUGUGGGACUUUCCAACUUUUUGCUCUGAUGUCAGUGUGGUGGAAGUUAGAUCCUAACAACCGACUCUGAAAAUGUACCAAACGGCUCUUGGUUUAGUUUUGCUCCUAUGUUUAGUAUCAGCUGUGGCACUGACAUACAUAAUAUUAUCUUUAAAAGUACCACUAUCGGCACCCGUAACUUUCUGUAAAGAUGCACAUGCUGACAUGUGUGAUAAUAAAAUUCGGUUUUACGUAAAUAGCUUAGACUCUGUGGAAUCGGCACUUUCUUAUGAUUACUCUGCCUUUGAAUUUUGCCAUGCUAAAGGAGUGAACCGCACAAGGAAAAAUUUAGGUCAGGUACUGUCUGGGGAUCGGACUGAACCUUCCCCCUAUGUAUUUGAGUUUAAAAAAGAUGAAUACUGUCAGCCAGUUUGUGCAGUAACAUACACUUCUAAAGAAAAACAAAAGUUCGCAUUUUUAAAGAAAGCCAUGCUUCUGAACUACCGACAUCACUGGAUUAUUGAUGGUGUGCCAGUUUUAUGGUGUAGUUGGACCGACAUGAAAAAUGGUAUGAAGUACUGCUACCCCGGAUUUCCUUUUGGCUGCUACAUUACGGAGGAAGGUCACCGGCGAGGUGCUUGUGUUUUAUAUAACUUUUUAAAUGAAAAUACGUUUUAUGUCUUCAACCACGUAGACGUCACAAUUUUCCAUACUGUAGUAAGGAAUGAAACAGAUGAAUUUUUUUCAAGAGUUAUAAACGUGACAGUAGAACCAAAAAGUGUACGAUAUCGCAAGACACUUCCUCUCACCUGUGAUGGCCCGCCUUUAGAGAUCAGUAAUAAAAUGACUGAGCAAGUCGAUAUUAUGUAUUCCUAUUCUGUUAAAUUUGUUGAAGAAAAAGAACUCCCCAAGGUAUCACAGUGGGAUUAUAUUCUAAAAUCUAUUCCACGAACUUUUGCUUACUGGGGGGGUUUAAUUAAUUCCUUGGUGAUUACGCUGAUUUUGUCUGCUAUAAUGAUCCGGAUCAUGGUGCAGACUCUGCAGAAGGAUACUGCACCUUGCAGCAAAAUUAAUUCACCUGGUGUCACUUCUGCUGCAGGUAUAUCUUACCAGCAGCACAAGGAAGUGGAACCAAGUGUGUGUCCUUUGGUUACUGCAACAACUUAUGAGAUUAAUGUUAAGCAUGAAAACUCCCAUCCUAAAACACUUGAAUCUACUGUCCACAAUGAGUUGGAUUUUGCUUCUGUUGAAGGUCUACUAAGUAGACAGCCCAACGGUCCUUUGGAAAGUCAUUGUAAUUCGUGCUCUUUAGUCACAUUAGCAGCUUUGCAGAAAGAUAGCACCCCAGAAUGUUCCCAGCUAUAUCAAAUGUCUUCUGAAUUUAAUGAAGUGACCUACACUACUUCAUGUGGAAAUAAUUUGUUGUGUGAUCAGUGCAGAGAACUCCCAGUGGAGACUGAAUCGGAUGUUGAUAUUUCAACAAAACUGAUAACUCUUCAGAAGGAGAGCAACCAUAACCAAAUACAGGGGCCAACAUAUCACAAAGGUCAUCUGAUUGAAAGGUUCUUGGCAUUUUUGAAAAAAAAUAAGGCAUUUAUAACUGAGAAGUUGCAGAAAUCCAAAUGUAAAAACAUAAUACAUCCUUUUGUUAAUAAUUUUGUGAGUGGGAGGCCAGUACAGGAUUCAGAAGAGGUUGGUGAAAAUGAUAAGGAGUCUGGCUGGAAAGUUUUGUGUGGUGAUGUCUUCCGGCCACCAGGAAAAGGAAUGUUGUUAUCUGUGUUUGUAGGUUCUGGUACACAAAUUAUUGUCAUGGCUCUAUGUACUCUGUGUGUUGCAUGCUUAGGAUUCCCUUCACUGGCAAGUACAGCAGCCCUAAUCAAUUUUGCAGUUGUUAGCUGGGUGCUUCUUGGAGCUCUUGCAGGUUAUGUUACUGUAAGAUUCCAUAUGCAUUUUGGAGGUGACAGUUGGAUAACUAGUGCAUUUCUUACAUCAUUUCUCUGUCCAGGGGUUGUGUUUGUGGAUUUCUUUUUGAUGGAUGUUGUAUUGCGUAGUGAGGAAUCUUCAGGAGCCAUUACAUCCAGUACACUGCUGACUGUCUUGGGGCUUUGGUUCUUCAUAUCUGCACCACUCACAUUCCUAGGUGCCUAUUUUGGUUUUAAGAUGAAUGCGAUUGAGGUUCCUGUUUGCACAAACCCUGUUCCUCGGGAGAUCCCUAAGCAGCCAUUUUAUUCAAAGCCUAUUCUUGGUAUUAUAAUGGGAGGAGUGCUUCCUUUUUUGUGUGUAUCUAUUCAGUUGUCAGGCUUUCUGACUAGCAUUUGGUUUCGCCAAAGCUACCAUUCAUUCAGCAUUCUGUUUCCUGUGUUCAUAAUGCUUGCAAUAACAUGCUCUGCAUGUACUGUGAUACUCUGCUAUUUCCAUUUGUGUACUGAGGACUACCGUUGGCAGUGGCGCUCAUUUCUGGCCAGUGGCUGUACUGCAGUUUAUUUUCUUAUAAAUGCAUUAUAUUUUUUCCUGACAACACUUAAACUCCAAGGUGCAGCCAGUACUGUUCUCUUCUUUGGGUACAAUUUGAUAUUGGGAUUCAUUCUUUUUCUUUUAACUGGAACCAUUGGAUUUUUUGCUUGCUUUUGGUUUCUAACCAAAAUAUACACAGUGACAAACUGUGUAAAGGAGAUUGACGUGGGAGCACCUUUGAUAUAGUCUUUUUUACUGCGCUGGACUUACUGGACUUACUUUGAAAUGUUACCUGUUACUCGGGUGUUUUUUUUUAUAGAAGUCAUAAUUAUUGGGGACUAUUUUAUUUUACUCUAAAUGUGUGUUUCAUUUUGUUUAUACUGUUCAGACUAGUUUCUGCUGUACAUUUGUUAGUAUCUGAGUUUCUUAUGGUUGUCAGAUCUUAUUGUACACGAAAUGUGUUUUAAAAAUUUGAUAAUUUGGUGUUAAAAUCCACCAGGAAUUUCUAUAUCUAAAAUGCAAUCAGUUUUUAAAAUAGCAGAAAAUAUUAAAAAUUGGCAAAAAUUAUUGAAUUUAUCUGUGUGUUAAGAUUCGUAUGAAGUUCAGUUUACUUGCUUCUCCUAUCCAUGAAGGCCAUUGGUGCCUGUCCAUUUUCUGAAUUAAUUUGAAUCAACAUAGAGUGGUAUUCUACUCCGUUAUGUAUCCAGUUGUGUUUUAACCAUAGUUUAACAGUUUAUACUGAAAAUUGGGACUGUGAUAUUUAUAGCUGGUUUUUAGAACUGUUGUUUCUGUCUGAGAUAGUACUACUAACGUCACCUGUCAUAUGAACAGGGAAAGGAUGUAUAACAAAGUAAUGGCUAUCCUAAAAAUGCUGAAAAAUACCUGUUUUGAAAUGGGAUGAUCUACAAUAUCUACAUUGUGGAUGUUCAGUUCUCCAUUAAAAGAAGUUUUCUGAAAAUGCUAUCUGAAAAAAACUUAUAAAUGUUUGUGACUUCUCUUUGCUGCAGUCUUGUGCUUGAAUUUAUGAUGAUAAGCUCACCUCAAGCCAUAUAAACCACUUUAUCUUCCCGUAGCUCAUCGAAGUAUGAGCUUGAUUUUCCCUGUGGAAUAAAUAAGACAGAAAUGGAAAAAGGAAUGACAUGCUGCUUUGUGCAGUUAGCAGUGGCUACCAUUUAGGUAAAAGGCUGCCCCGUUCUUUGGUUGCCAGCUGUUAAAACUACGUCAUUAGCAAUCCUUCUCCCUCUAACUUCCAAACUUCUAAGACAUUCUUCCACAUAUAACUUCAGAAACCAGAACUACUCCUGUCCUCUACUGAAAAUAUCACAAGCAUGAUCUAAACUCCAUAUACCACUAACCAUGCUUUCUCAGUAUUGGCCCAAAUUUCUGGGAAUCCCUGCCACCCAGGCUUAAAGAUUCCUCAUCAAAUCCAAGUUUUCAAGGCAAAAGCACAAUGUCUUUUUAACACUUCAGACCAUAAAAAACUUGUAGGUGUCCUCUUCUCUCCUGCCACAUCAGCUUGCCCUCCUAUCACGCCACACUACUCACAAUAACAAUAUUACUGUGCAUUCUCUAGCUUUCACCAAGGCACAUCAUCUAAUACCCGAGGAAUACUCAUUUAAUUUACAUAUUGUUUAACAUUUAUAAAUGGCCUUACUUUCACUUUUGUUCUGUGUGACUCUACAUGUUGAUGAUAUAUUGCUACUUUGUAUACUGAUGUUACUGUUUUUGCAUAUUUGUUUGUCUUUGUUACUUUCUCUUUCCAUUACCUUUUGUAAUUACUCCUCAGAUGAGACUGAAAUUGGUCUAAACUGAUUUAUUCUUCCCCAGUAAAAAACUAAAAUAAUAAAAAAAUGGGUCUUUCUUGCUCAUAGGUAUCAACAUCUGUUUAUUUGGUGUACAAAACCAUAAAUGCCUAAAAGAUGCAUCAAAAUGUUAUUGCAUCACUCCUGAUUUAUUUUUCAAGAGUAUGAGAUUGAGAACUCCUUUUAGUGGCUUGCAUAUUAAUUAAAGAAGUUGCUAAUCUGAUGGUAUUGACUAAAGCUGUUUUGGUUGCUACUACCUCAGGAAAAAAGUCCCUCAUUUUGCUAAAAUCAGGGUGCCUGAAAUGUAAUGCUUGCAGUUUUCUAGCCUCUGGUAUAGUGGCAUACUGUCGCAUCCACAUGUAAUGAAUUUUAGUAAUCCAUGGAUCAGUUGAGGCAAGGGGAGUCAAGCUGUUGAUAACCAUGUUGUAAUAUCCCAGACUAGGGAAGGAAGCUGAGGGACAUGGCAAUGUUUGGGCACUUUGCUGUGGAUCCUAGAUGUUCUACCAAUGUGUGAUGCCCACUGAAGUGAAGACAUUUCAGAGAGGUCUAUAGUUUUUGCUGGCCCAAUACUGUGGCCUUGCCCUCCUUACCACACAUUGUACCUGGCUAUGGAGCUUGAUCAAACAGGCAGUGGUUAUGAUGAGGCUGCGGUUCCUUAGAUUGAUAUCAGCCUUUCUACAGCCUGGCAGCAAUGAGAAUGCAAUUUAAGACCUUCCCUUGUGAAAACAGAGCACCCCUGUCCCCAUGUCUGGGACUGGCUAAGGCAACAACUGCAUGGGUAAUUGAAAGAAAACAAUCCUUAAAAAGCUGUUAUUUUUAUAUAGUUAACUAUUGCUUGUAAGUGCACUAUGUGAAGGCUUUGUUCCAAAUGACUACAGGCUUCUACAGCCAAGGUCUUGUCUCUACCCAUCUUCGAUUGGUGUCUUGGAAGCGUGAGUGUCAGUAAUCCUGCUUUUGGGUGUGGUUGUAGUAAAGGUGCUCUGGUGUGGCCUUUGUUAUAGUAUAGACGUUCAGGACAUAACCAGAAUUAAAGAGACAACAUAGUUCGUGAAAACUGGCUACUGCAGCUGUUACUGUCAUGAUGAGUUGUAUAACACAGACCCAGAACUGCUAAAAGUUGCAGCUAGAUACUGUAGUUCACAGAAGUUAGCAUUUUAUACACUGAGAGCUUCAGGAGAGAUGAUGUUGGCAGCUGUUAUUAAAAAAUGUGAUUUUAGGCAAAUAACUUUUUAUGACAGCCACAUAUAUAUCAUUUCUUCUUUUGUCUUUACACUUUACAGCCAAAUAAUAUAAAUCAGUGUUUAAUUAAAUUGAUUUUGGUUGAUUGCUUGCAUAAAAUGUUAUUGUUUCCAUUUGUCUGUGUUUGGCAGGCAGGGAAUGAUUGCCACAUAUAUAAAUUUAAACAAAAACAAUGUUGUGAGGAAUCUUCUGAAGGACAGAAUGUGCAGCCGAUCCUUGUCCAUUUGGAAUCUUAACAGACCUGAGUACAGACAAUAAUGAGUUGUCAAUUUAUACAGUUUCUGUGCUAAGCAGUGUCAUUGCAAAGUAGUUUGUAUUGUGUACAUAGAAAAUCUGUUAGGCACACACCAACGGUAUUGAGAUGCAGGAAAUGAUUUUGGUGUAAACUGUAAUAAAACAUAAAAUUGGUGUCUAA
This is a messenger RNA of Protopterus annectens (West African lungfish), 6243 nucleotides long. Its product is annotated as transmembrane 9 superfamily member 2-like. Lineage: Eukaryota; Metazoa; Chordata; Ceratodontiformes; Protopteridae. Bases 427 to 3033 code for a protein of 868 amino acids. The transcript has a single exon. Gene Ontology annotation, cellular component: membrane. The record is from RefSeq and is a predicted model, not a curated record. Gene Ontology annotation, biological process: protein localization to membrane.